GUCGAGCUCGAGCGCGAAAAGGCAGCAGCCCGAGCGCUCGCGCUGCUUGCGCGAGACGCGCACCGUCGCAGCGCUGUAACACGUGCCCAUUAUUACUGCUUGGGCAGCCUUAUCGAACGAUGCGCAGCCUGUCACUACUCAUCCUGAUCUACGACGCCAUCGCAGACGAGACCUUCGUGCCAAGAACAUUAGUAGAAACGGACGACAUCCCUCUCAAUGGCGAGGACUCUACUGAUGCCGGCGCGGCCUUGGUGAAAAGUGGCGCCUACGCGGAGCUCCGCCAAGCAGCACAAACGACCAGCGCUACAUUAGAACUGCGAGCGAACGCCGCGCUCACUUACCUACUCGAGGGCGAUCUGACCACCGCGGACAUCGUGCUCUCGCAUUUAGCAAGGUGGUGCCGCACGAAGUGGAACAAGACGCUGCCGGAUAAUGAUGAAAUAGCGUGGCUCCACGCGCCGUGCGGGGCCGUCAAGAAGAACUUAUUCUGGACCUUGGAGACGCGCGAGACGCACUUCCAGCUCUGGGACCUGCAGGAGGAGAUCAUGGACACGUACAAAGCGAGAUUGCGUGCUGCCCUGCGCGGCGUCGGCACGUCAGAAGGAAAAGCGCUCUCGGUCUACGACGUGGGACUAGGCGACGCCGUCUGCAAGCACCGCACGUUACAAGAGCAGAUCCAGAACCCCUGUUCCCCAACGAUGCACGGGUCCGCGGCCACAACCCUGAAGGUGGAAGACGCCUACCUGGAUCUGUUGAGACGGGGCCUGACGAAUUUUUUGCACGCGGACUGGCAGAACAUGGACUGGCGGCCCUACCUCGAGGAGGAAGGUUUAACACAUGACGCAAAGGCCUGUUCGGUACAGGAGCUGUCGCACGUGCCACCGGCCCAGGCCUGCGAGCAGCCCUGGGGUCCGGCCUGGCGCGCCGCCGGCGUGUCUGGAUUGGCCUCGGGAAAGGAGGGCGAGGAGGCCGAGCGGCAGAGGAGGCGCUUCCAGACGACGUUGGCUGUUGCCGACUUAGUUCAUUUGGAGGUCGUCGUGGACACUAUUUUAACAGAUAAUGUAAAGGGCGACUUCAUGGAGGCCGGCGUCUUUAGGGGAGGCGCCUGCAUCAUGCUGAGGGGGCUCCUGGCAGCUAAACGGGACGUGCAUCGCAGAGUGUACGUCGCGGACUCGUUCGCGGGCAUCCCGCCGCCGCGGCGCGCCAUCGAGGACGUGUCGACGGGCAAGGUCCUGGAUCCGGAGCUCGACCCGACGUUUGAUUGGGUGGAUCGGUUUGUGGCGGGCGAGGAUUUGGUGCGGUACAACUUCCGGCGGUACGGGCUGCUGGACGAUCGCGUUCGAUUUUUGAGGGGCUUCUUCAACGAGAGCCUGCCGCCGGUUUUCGGGUCCACGUCGACAGAACGACCUGUUACAAUCAACAAUGCCCCGACUCUAGCGUUAUUGCGCAUCGACGCCGACGCCUACGACGGUGUGCUGGACGCUCUGGAGGGCGCCUACCACCGCCUGUCGCCGGGCGGCUUCGUGAUUAUCGACGACUGGCACCUCGGCGGCGCGCGCGCGGCGGUCCACGCGUUCCGGCGGCGGUUUUCCAUCAAAGGCCCGAUCCGGUCGUCGCCGUCGGAUUUGGUUCUCACGUGUUCAACGGAUCUGACGGCGGUGGCGUCCUGCGCCACGGGCCGCGCCUUGCUCGCGCAGAGCAAGGCCUACACGGUGACGGUCCUGCCGCACGUCGCGUACUGGCGGAAGGGCUGGGACGAGCCCGGGCCCUAGUUUUUUUCUUCGCGAUGGCGUGCCCCUCUACGCCGUCGAGGCGACGCGCGGUCGCGGCGAUGGCGUGCUGGU
Pelagomonas calceolata is the source of this 1844-nucleotide messenger RNA. NCBI's taxonomy places the organism in Eukaryota, Pelagophyceae, Pelagomonadales, Pelagomonadaceae. The record is from the annotation of a GenBank genome assembly.